ACUGUUUGUGACACUUCAAGUGCCCCGUCGGUUCCUUGGACAGUGGAAAUCUUUGUGAAUGAGUGUAAUCGCCGCCAUCGAAAUGUGACUCUCUUGGUAAAUUGCGGUGCACGGCUACUUACUGUCCCUUAAGAUUGCUCCAUGAAACCCUUAAAAAAUACUGUGGCCCUCCCAUGACUGAUUGCCCAGAUUAAAGCUGUCCAUCAUCGUUGGACAACCUUAAAUUAUUUCUUUACUUUGGUUCAUUUUAUGAGGCAUCAUCAAGUUUAUAUGGAAAUUCUUGAGAAUUCUGGAACUCCUCCAAAACCAGGCAGGACAUAACUGAAGUGCUGUAAAAUGCUGCAUGAUACUCCCAAGAAAUGGAAGGUCUCAGAUGUGAACAACAUUCAUAUAAAACAAGAGUCUGAAGAAGAAGGGUACUGCACAGUAAAGGCUGAAAGUCAGAGUAAAGAGGAGCCCCUGCCAGAGGAUUAUACAGUCCAAGCUCACCAAUCUGACCCGGAAGUAAAAAAUGAAAAAAAUAAAAAGAGAAUCAGAAGGAAACAUCCACUACUUAGUGCAGGAUGGCCUAAUCUGAAAGAUGAUUCCUCCGGAGCCAUCAAGCAGGAAGAUUCUGCUCAUCACUCAGUGGAAGAAAAAUGCCGCAAGAAAAAAAGAGAAGAAAGACAUUGUAAAGUUAUUUGUACAAGAAAAAGACAUACCUGUCUGGAAUGUGGAUAUAAAUUCAGUCAUUUGGGAAAUCUUAAAAGACAUGAACGAAUUCACAAUGGACAGAAACCAUACCCAUGUGAAGACUGUGGAAAAACAUUCAGAACCUCGGGCAGUUUGAAACGUCACCUGCUCAUUCACACAGGGGAGAAACCAUACAGCUGUGACAGGUGUGAGAACAAAUUCAGAACAUCAGGGCAUCUCAAAAGUCAUAAGAGGGUUCAUAGUGGAGAAAGGCCCUAUUCAUGUGGGACGUGUGGGAAAAAGUUUAGAAAUCCAGGAAAUCUCAAGUCCCACUCCCGAAUACAUACAGGAGAGAAGCCAUACUGGUGUGACCGGUGUAAGAAAGGCUUUCGAAAGUCUGAAGACUUAAAAGUACAUGAACGAAUUCACACAGGAGAAAAGCCUUACCAAUGUGUCGAGUGCAAGAAGAAGUUUAUCACUUCAGGGGAUCUGAAGAAGCACAGAAGAACUCACACAGGAGAAGCACCAUACCACUGCAAAGAAUGCGAGAAAACGUUUAAAAACUCUGGGCACCUUAAAAGACACUUGAGGAUUCACAGUGGUGACACCCCCUACUCUUGUAGCUGUGGUAAAAGGUUCAGAACCUCAAGCAAUCUGAACAGACAUGAGAAAACUCAUAAAAGAAUUGCAUCAAAAAAGAGUUGCUGCAAAAAGAAAGGCACGGUGCAUUUUAUAAACAGUAAAUAUUCACAGACAAUCUAACGAUACACUGCAGGGCACACUAACACAUAACUCCUAUGAACCCCAGGCUAAUUUAGGGUCUCCAACUAAUCUCGUACUGGGAGAAAACAGAGCAGGGGUCCUCACGUUUGGGGCUGGAGGAUCACAAUAAGAUUAUUGCUUCUGUCCAACUUCCUAGUCAUUGCUGCUGAGGCUUGUACUGGUCACUCAACAUUUUUAUUCCUCAUUUUAGUUAAUUUGCUUGGAAUCCUAAAUCGCUUCUUUUAGUCUUCAAGAGCUGCAUUUGCUGUUUCUCACUUGUUCCUUCUUAACCAGCUGCCAGUCAGCAGUGAGAUGCAAAUGACAAAGGCAGUUCACCAUUUAACUUGGCCAACUUAGACCUAGUGUAUGCAUGCAGAUCAUGAAGUAAGAAUUCUGAAACAAUUUUAUGUGAAUACAUCUACAUUUAAUCAGAUUUGCACUUUUAGAUUUAACUUUUGGGGGAGUUUUCAGCUUAAAUGGCGCUACACCCAUGAAACUGGCUAAAAACUUUUGCAGAUAAAGUCUGCGUUGUGUUUGGUUUCUAUAAUAUAUUUAAAACAAAGCACAACUUCUUUAAUGAUAUUAAUAAUAAACUUUAACAUAUGUUUGUAAAAUUUUAAAGGAUUAGGGAAUCUAUAUAUAUAGUCGACCAAGUCACUCAACCAUGGGGUACGCAUGAUGGAGCCCCAUCCUCCAAGUCUAAGCCUCCUCCUGCACCCACCCUCGCUCUCGAGGCAUGCACACUGCCUGCUUAUGUGCCCGCCUGCAACACCUCACCAAACGCACGUUUA
Messenger RNA from Polypterus senegalus (gray bichir), 2225 nucleotides. RefSeq names its product zinc finger protein 239-like. The transcript has 4 exons. Lineage: Eukaryota; Metazoa; Chordata; Cladistia; Polypteriformes; Polypteridae. Bases 337 to 1434 code for a protein of 365 amino acids. The record is from RefSeq and is a predicted model, not a curated record.